This is a messenger RNA of Brugia malayi, 633 nucleotides long. RefSeq lists its product as uncharacterized. The transcript is spliced from 5 exons. Lineage: Eukaryota; Metazoa; Nematoda; Chromadorea; Rhabditida; Onchocercidae. The record is from RefSeq and is a predicted model, not a curated record. The coding region runs from base 1 to 633 and encodes 210 amino acids.
AUGUCAGUGGAUAAGACAAUUGAGGAGCUAAGCUAUACCUUGACUCAGUUAGGUAACCUGGUGGGUCAUAUUAAUUCACAAAUUGGACAACUUGCAUCCAGGAUUAAUUUAACAUUAGAUACAUUCGAUCAUUCGGUAGCAGGCAUAGCAAUUGAUGCAGAAAUUAUGUCAACUCACGUUGCUAAUACUAUAUCACAGGUACCAAACGGUUGGUUGCUUUAUUUGUUGCUUUUGACGAUAAUUGUUGUAUUUUUGCUACUAUCGGUUACAUUAAUAUUAGGCACAAUAAAAAGAAGUUUUGAUGUGUAUGAAUUGUUCAAGAAACUUUCCACUUCUGAUUUCGGUCAUUCUUAUGGUCAUGGACAGUAUAGAUUAGGGUCGAAUGAUGUCGUCAAACAAGAUCAUAUCUCAAUAUCCAUGGAUAUGGAACAUGAACCGAGACGAGUUGGUCGAGAAAUUAAUGGUGACAUUAAAAAACGAAGACCACAACCAGAUAGAACUCAUAGAUUGCAAUAUCGCAAUUAUGCAUCAUCAUUCAACAAUGACCAGUAUCUUACAACAACAAUAGUAACAACAUCCGACCCUUCAAACAUUCCUACAACAACAUUUACAAAUAGUAUUGCUCAAGUUUAA